Messenger RNA from Phanerochaete carnosa HHB-10118-sp, 1266 nucleotides. RefSeq lists its product as uncharacterized. Gene Ontology annotation, molecular function: transmembrane transporter activity. The coding region runs from base 1 to 1266 and encodes 421 amino acids. The transcript is spliced from 13 exons. Gene Ontology annotation, cellular component: membrane. The record is from RefSeq and is a predicted model, not a curated record. Lineage: Eukaryota; Fungi; Basidiomycota; Agaricomycetes; Polyporales; Phanerochaetaceae.
AUGAGCCGACAACGCCCACUGUCCGACGCCGCCUCUGAGGAGAAGUACAUUGACAAAGUUGCUCCGUCGGUGGAGCAUGUAGAGGAGAGCGUCGCGAAAGUCGCAGAUCGCGAUGAUGAGCUACUCCUUCCUGAAGCCCGCCAACAUGCUGAGAGGAAACUCGUUCGCAAGCUCGAUUUCCGACUCCUCCCCACCAUCGUUUUGAUUUUUCUUCUCAAUUACAUUGAUCGCACAGCCGUUUCGUCGGCACGUUUGAAGGGCCUCGAGCAAGACCUCCACCUUACGGAUAUCCAAUACGAGACGGUGCUCGCCGUACUCUAUGCGUCCUAUGUACCCGCGCAAAUCCCAUCGAACAUGAUCUUGAACCGGAUAUCGCGGUCCGAACUGGCCUUCCGGUCUGCCAUUCUAUAUGGCGGUUUAUUGAUUUCAAACGCCUUCGGAAGCGGUUCUAUAACAGUCUGCAUUGGCUUGUUUGCAAUUUGGGCAUUACCCGACUACCCGCAUAACACUCGGUGGCUGUCGAAGGCCGAGCGACGGCUUGCUCAAGUCCGCCUUGCCGAGGACGCUGGAGAAGCCGACGAUGACUCGGCUCACGAUACUGCGUUCACGGGUUUGAAGCAAGCACUCCGAGAUCCGAAAGUGUCUAUCCUCGCGGUCAUGACAUGCGCGCAACUGCUCGGGCUCAGCUUCGUGAACUUUUUCCCAACACCGCCAUGGAUCUUCGCAACCAUCUUCUGCUGCGUAAACGCAUGGCACGCAGACCGCAGCGGCGAACGCUUCUUCCACAUUGUCGGACCAUGGUGGGGUUCCAUGGUGGGGUAUGUCAUCGGCCUGUCCACGAUGUCUAUCGGCGGUCGCUACUUCGCCAUGUUCCUGAUGGCCAACGGAUAUGCAGGCUUCGCGCUGACUCUAGUAUGGACGUCUAACGCCGUUCCGAGACCGCCUGCCAAGCGCUCUGCGGCCAUUGGCAUCGUCAACGGGUUCGGCAAUCUGGGCAAUCUCAUUGGGUCGUACGCCUGGAAGGCAGAGUGGGGCCCGAACUACCAUCCCUCGAUGAUCAUCGGGCUAGCGUCCUUCGUGUUGAGUUCUGUCCUCGCAUUCGUGGUCCGCUACAUACUUGUUGCAGAGAACAAGAGACUCGACAAGAGCGAUGCGGAGGAGAUGACAGACGCCGAACGAGAGCGGAUCAAGGAGGCCGCGAGGCUGGAGGGUCUCACCUUGGAUGAAGCCAUGGAAAGGAAGAAAGGCUUCCGGUAUCUGUACUAA